AUAAAAGCCGUAACAGACAGAAAAGGCUUGCACAUAUAGCUCUCGAUAAGGAGAGAGACUCAACAACUCAAACCCCUCUCUCUCUCUCUCUAAAACGCACAGAUCCGAGUGAAAUCGUAGUGUGAUGGGGAUGGAAGUUACAGAUAUAUGCUUGGACAAAGAGCCAGAUUGUGUCAUAAUUUAUUCAAAUGGUGUUUCUCAUGAUUCAAAUCAGGAAACUAGCACAUUUCAUCAUGAUGUUUCGGAGUCAUAUGAGCAUAUUAAUGGGGAUCCAGUACCCCAGGUGUUGGAAGAGAAUGCUGAAGUUAAGGAGUGUGAAGUGAAGGAAUGCACUACUGAAAACUUGGUUAAGGUUUCUGAACUCUGUCAAGUUGAAAUACAUGAGGAAAAAGUACCAAGUUCAAACUGUGACACUCAUUUGCAGGAUGAGAAGAUGAAAAUUGAAGCUCAACCAACAAGCGAUGAUAAUAAGAAAUCUAAAUUUGCUGCAAAAACUGCAUCCAAACCUGGUUCUGGAAAUGCUCGAACAAAAUGCACUGUUCCACAGCCAUUUGCUCUGGCAACUGAAAAACGUGCUUCAUGUGGAACACGUCCUGUUGGAAAUGAACCUGAUGUUGGUACUACUGUGAGCAAAUCAUCUAACUCAAACAGUUUGCAACACCAAAUUACUACAAAACAAAAUCAGCUGGUUUCACCUUUGGUAUCAAGGAAGCCACUUCAACCUGAUAAUAAGAAACAUCCCGAUGAAGAUGAUUCUUGUUCUGUUGCUUCCUCUACUGCAGCAUCAGUGAGGACUAUUAAGUCUAGGACAACUGUUGCAUCUGCUCCAACAUUUAGAUGCAUUGAACGUGCAGAGAAACGCAAGGAGUUUUAUUCAAAAUUAGAGGAGAAGCACCAAGCGCUGGAGGCUGAGAAAACCCAAUGGGAAGCAAGGACUAGGGAAGAGAAAGAGGCUGCUAUCAAGCAACUGAGAAAAGGUUUGACGUUCAAGGCAAACCCGAUGCCAAGUUUCUACCACGAGGGACCACCACCCAAGGUUGAACUGAAAAAGAAAUUUCAAAACCCAUUGCUCUAUUUGGAUGGCAGCCACCACCAACCCGUGCAAAAUCACCAAAAUUGGGUAGAAGGAAGAGCUGCAGUGAUGCUGUUGGUUUGUCUCAGCGAGACAAGGGUAUAGGAGCUAGUGAUCGAGGAACUCGUCACAGUUUUGGCAAUUACAAAGACAGUACCACCACCACUACUACUACCAACAGGAAGGAUCGGAGCAGUAUCCAGAAUGGUAAUUCUGCUUGCAAAUUCAAAGAUGAAUCCAAACAAAUGAGAGAGACAAAUCCGUCAAUUUCAACCAAGGUAAAUGGACAAGGGAAUGUAGACAUUGCUGUUGAGUCAUGAGUCUUUGGUGAGUUUCUAAUUUAAAUGAGGGGAGAAGUCUCUUUUCCCUUGUUUCCUUAUGACUUAUUUAAGGAAUGUUUAUUUGAUCCCCCUUAAUCUGCAAGGACUUGUUGCAGUGGCUUGUGUUAUGUUGAUGUGUUUUAAAGUGUAAAUUUUUGUAUCUUAUUUUCACACAUAUAUGUAUAAAGAGCUCCAAUUUGUCAUAAAUGCUGUUCCAUAUAUUGCUUCUGAUUAAA
Camellia sinensis is the source of this 1628-nucleotide messenger RNA. RefSeq names its product protein WVD2-like 3. The record is from RefSeq and is a predicted model, not a curated record. Gene Ontology annotation, molecular function: microtubule binding. Gene Ontology annotation, biological process: microtubule cytoskeleton organization. NCBI's taxonomy places the organism in Eukaryota, Viridiplantae, Streptophyta, Magnoliopsida, Ericales, Theaceae.